Pneumocystis carinii B80 is the source of this 319-nucleotide messenger RNA. RefSeq lists its product as hypothetical. Gene Ontology annotation, cellular component: nucleoplasm; kinetochore. Bases 47 to 277 code for a protein of 76 amino acids. Gene Ontology annotation, molecular function: protein heterodimerization activity; DNA binding. Lineage: Eukaryota; Fungi; Ascomycota; Pneumocystomycetes; Pneumocystales; Pneumocystaceae. Gene Ontology annotation, biological process: kinetochore assembly; chromosome segregation; mitotic cell cycle. The record is from RefSeq and is a predicted model, not a curated record. The transcript is spliced from 3 exons.
GUAUUCCAAUUCAUUACACCCUUCAUAUCCCCCUUCAUCUUAACUAAUGACAAAACCUUAUCCAAGACGUACACUUAAAACCAUUCUUAAAGCGCAUAUACCUCAUCGUCGCCUUGCAAAAAACCUUGAUGUCCUUGUUUAUCUUGAUUAUCUUUUGUUUAUAAGCACAUUAGUUCGAACAGCUACACUUGAAGCACGUCAAAUGAACGAGAAAACAUUACGUGUAGCGCAUCUUGAUAAAACAAUCCAAUUAUCACUUGAUAAAUUCCGUGGAUAAAAGGAGUUUAUGAAUAAGAAUAUAUUAUGAAUGUAUCUUGUU